This is a messenger RNA of Ricinus communis (castor bean), 1610 nucleotides long. Its product is annotated as tubby-like F-box protein 3. The transcript has 5 exons. Bases 249 to 1421 code for a protein of 390 amino acids. The record is from RefSeq and is a predicted model, not a curated record. Gene Ontology annotation, molecular function: protein binding. Lineage: Eukaryota; Viridiplantae; Streptophyta; Magnoliopsida; Malpighiales; Euphorbiaceae.
GAUAAGGUACUAAAACUACAGUAAUAAGUGGUACAAUUCUUGACCAAAACAACCCAUAUGAUUAUUCACUCCCUCCUAUCUUUCCCACUCAUCACUUUCCCCCUCUCCACCAACAAUACUUUCUCUCUCUGAAACCCCAAGAAUCCCUGUUAAAAAGAUUAUGGCAAUUCAAACAUCUUUUAUAAUUUAAAAAAUCACUAUUGCUCUUCAAAGAUUGAAUUUUUUUCAUUUUUGAGUAUAAACCAAUAAUGUCUUCCAUUAGGAGUAUGAUAAUCCGAUCAAGGUCUCACAGGGUGGUGCAGGAUGGCUUAGCUCCGCCGCAUGCAGUGGAGAGCAGGCUUGGAGAGGAUAUAUCAUGCUGGGCAAACAUGCCGCAGGAGCUUUUAAGAGAGGUUUUAAUGAGAAUUGAAGCAUCAGAGAGUAGUUGGCCACCUAGAAAAAGUGUGGUGGCUUGUGCUGGUGUUUGCAGGACUUGGAGACAUAUGACUAAGGAGUUAGUUAAAGUCCCUGAAAUUUCUGGCAAGCUUACUUUUCCUAUCUCUGUUAAGCAGCCUGGUCCAAGGGAUUUUCUUCUCCAGUGCUUCAUAAAGCGUUGCCGCUCCACUCAAACAUACUACCUGUACCUCAGUUUAACUAAUGCACUAACUGACGAUGGAAAGCUCCUUCUUGCUGCACGCAAAUGUAGACGCACCACCUGCACAGAUUAUAUCAUCUCUCUAGAUGCUGAUGAUAUGUCAAAAGGGAGCAGUACAUAUGUUGGGAAGCUGAGAUCAAAUUUUCUGGGAACCAAGUUUACAGUCUUUGAUGGACAGCCACCUCAUGCUGGGGCCAAGAUGAUGAAAAGUCGUUCCACUAGGCUAGUAAAUUUAAAACAAGUUUCACCUAGGGUCCCUGCUGGCAAUUACCCAAUAGCUCACAUGUCAUACGAACUGAAUGUGUUGGGUUCCAGGGGUCCUAGGAGAAUGCAGUGCGUUAUGGAUGCUAUCCCUGCCACCUCUAUUGGACCUGGCGGGACAGCCCCCACACAGACUGAGUUUGCUCAUCACAGUGUGGAUAUCCUUCCAUCACUUCCAUUCUUCCGAUCAAAAUCAAACUGUGUGGAGAAUUUUUUAUCUGGACCUUUGUCCAGUCAGAAAGAUGGAGCAUUAAUACUGAAAAACAAGUCUCCGAGAUGGCAUGAGCAGCUUCAGUGCUGGUGUCUGAACUUUCAUGGACGAGUGACGGUUGCUUCAGUGAAAAACUUUCAACUGGUUGCUUCUCCAGAAAAUGGACCACCUGGUCCGGAACAUGAGAAGAUCAUCCUUCAAUUUGGGAAAGUGGGAAAGGAUUUGUUUACCAUGGAUUAUCGGUACCCAAUCUCUGCAUUCCAAGCAUUUGCAAUUUGCCUUAGCAGCUUUGACACCAAGAUUGCUUGUGAAUGAUUGAACCAAUUUGUAGUGAGUUAAUAACUUGUAGAGAUAUCGUUAUAUUGAAUUGUGUAUAAACAACAAAUGGAGAUCUUGUGUAGCGCAGCUGUGUUCUUUUGCGGGUGCAUAUGCAUAUCCGCAAGCAUAAAAAUGCAAGAGCCCAUGUUUGUGAAUAUGAAAUCUAUUCCAGCAUAUAGCAGUGGA